GAGGAAAAUUAAUCGAGCAGCUGGAUGGUUAUGUUUUGCUGGUGGAUUUUUCUACACUUCCGUGAAUUUCACAACAAGUGCUUUUAGCAAAUAUUCCCGAUUUCCCAAACAAGAGUGAUAAAACUCUCGUGAUAAUUAUUAUUACAUCAUACUAUAAUCAGGCAUUUUGUUUGAAAUUACAUCGUUUUGGAUGCAAUCGAUGCCAUGAACGACAUCCGCCGCCUAAAGGAACAACAGAAAGAAAAGCAUCCCGCCUUCGGUUCUUAUCUGGAAUGCAUGACCCGGGCCCUGUUUACGGGAUUGGCCGCCUUCACGUUAGGAUUUUCGUCGACAUAUUUCCUGCAAAAGAUUAUUUCUAAGCGACUGCCGUAUCAACCGAAAAUUGGCAUCCUGCUGUCGACGGUGAUCGGAACAGCCGCUUCGUAUAAGGUGACCGCCGAUCGUACCAAAUCCUGCCAGGCAGGUUGGAUGGCCGCUGAGGGCAAAUUUACUGCCCUCUCCGACCGUCACUCGUCCGACUUGAAAGCGAACAACAAUGGCAACUAA
Messenger RNA from Armigeres subalbatus, 546 nucleotides. RefSeq names its product transmembrane protein 141. The transcript has 2 exons. The coding region runs from base 205 to 546 and encodes 113 amino acids. Lineage: Eukaryota; Metazoa; Arthropoda; Insecta; Diptera; Culicidae. The record is from RefSeq and is a predicted model, not a curated record.